AUGUUGGGUGAAAAGGACCUCAUAGACGACUCUCACUCCAUCAAGCACCAAGGACAACUCAUCUCAAAUGAUCUAAGCCCCAGAGCUCACUGUAACAUUAUUGCUAAAAGGACAGAUGAAGUGGCCAUGAUCAUGACAAAUCUCGAAAAGGCUAACCAGAGAGCGGAGGCUGCCCAGAGGGAGGUGGAGAACCUGCGGGAACAGCUUGCCGCUGUAAACAGCUCCCUCCGCUUGGCUUGCUGCUCUCCCCAAGGACCAAGCGGGAGCAUCUCAAAAAACCCCGAUGCCCUCUUCCUGGGAAAAGAUUCCUUCUACCCAUCCCGGAAGUAUCUCUUGGAGAAACCAAACCUCACCACCAAUCCUGAGGAGGACGCCUCGGAAGACGAGUCGGUGAAGGACUCCAUGGGCCCCGAGCAACCUUACCCGUCUCCCCAGCAGCUCCUGCAGCCGCCCAGGGAAGACUCCGCUUCCCCUCCGCUCCUCCAGCCCCUGCUGGCUCCCACGGUGGCCCCGGAGGUACUGGGGGCCUUCGCCUUUGCGUCUUCGGGGGCCAGGGUGGUGAUGGGUCCCCCAGGCUACAAGAGCGAGAACGGCAGCACGGGCAGCUUCCCCUCCGCCUUCUACGCCGCCCAGGGGCUGGUGCUGCCCGCCAACUCCAACGACGGGAGCCCCCCGAGCGACCCGUCGGAAGGCAGCAACCCCGGCUCAGCCGACGAGGAGCAGCUGGACACGGCGGAGAUCGCUUUCCAGGUGAAGGAGCAGCUGCUGAAGCACAACAUCGGCCAGCGCGUCUUCGGGCAUUACGUCCUGGGCCUCUCGCAGGGCUCGGUCAGUGAGAUCCUGGCGCGGCCCAAGCCCUGGCGCAAGCUGACCGUCAAAGGGAAAGAGCCCUUCAUCAAGAUGAAGCAGUUCCUCUCCGACGAGCAGAACGUCCUCGCGCUGAGAACUAUUCAGGUGCGCCAGAGAGGAAGCAUUACGCCGCGGAUUAGGACUCCGGAAACCGGCUCAGACGACGCCAUCAAGAGUAUCUUGGAGCAGGCCAAGAAAGAGAUCGAGUCCCAGAAAGGAGGGGAGGCGAAGAGCACCUGCGCGCCCCAGGCAGCCCCCAAUGGCAUCAGCGCCAGCAGCUCAGAAGACGCCAUCAAGAACAUUCUGGAACAGGCCCGCCGCGAGAUGCAAGCUCAGCAGCAGGCCUUCCUGGAGAUAGAAUCCGGCAGCCCCAACCAACCGGUCUCCACGCCGCCUGCAGAUCCCUCCCCUCUCUCCUCCUUCAGCCAGAACAUCGUCCGUGCCUACAUCAAGCAGGAGGAAGGGGGUGGGCUGGGCCCCAAUGCCGGCGGUGGCGGCAGCUGCGGUGCGGCCCAGGCCCCUCUGGUGGCGCUCUCCCCUGCCGCCUUCGUGCAGAACAUCAUCCGUAAGGUCAAAUCUGAGAUUGGAGAUUCCGGCUCCUACUUCGACCAGCACUGGGCGUCCGACAGGAACCUCCUCAACCGGCCUUUCACCUCGGUGUCCCCCUCCCUCUCGUCCUCGUCGAGCUACUCCAGCAUGGCCAACGGGCGAGGGUGGCCGCGAGGUGAACCUGGGGACUCGGGCCCAAACGAGGAAGACUUGCCCACUUCGGAAGACGAACCCCAUCGGGCGCUCGAAGUCAAGUCCGAAGUGGCGGGUUCAGAAGCCCAAGGGACUGGCCGCUUGUCUUACUACCCCUCCUACGUGCCAAGGACUCUCAAGCCCACCGUCCCCCCCUUGACCCCGGAACAGUACGAGAUGUACAUGUACAAGGAAGUGGACACCUUGGAACUCACACGGCAAGUCAAGGAGAAGUUGGCCAAGAACGGGAUCUGCCAACGCAUCUUUGGGGAGAAGGUCCUGGGGUUGUCACAAGGCAGCGUGAGCGACAUGUUGUCCAGGCCCAAACCGUGGAGCAAACUCACCCAGAAGGGACGGGAACCGUUUAUCCGGAUGCAGCUUUGGCUCUGCGACCAGCUGGGCCAAAACAUCAGCCAGCAGGCGGGCCUGCCUCAAGCCAGCCCUGGAGAGUCUCAGUCUUCUCCUUCCCCGCCAGCCAGCCCUUCUGAGCAAGAGAAAAGCCCCCCGGAGUCCCUCAGCCUUGCCCUGGAAAGCAGCAAAGAGAACCAGCAGCCGGAAAGCAAAGCCGGCCCCUUGCUGACUGGCAAAAUGUGCCCCAACCACCAAAACUCCCUCGGCAUUCAGGAGAUCGUGGCCAUGUCCCCCGAGCUGGACACCUACAGCAUCACUAAGAAGGUCAAGGAGGUCUUAACUGACAACAACCUUGGUCAGCGCCUUUUCGGGGAGAGCAUCCUGGGCCUGACGCAGGGAUCGGUCUCAGACCUCCUCUCCAGGCCCAAGCCUUGGCACAAGCUGAGCCUCAAGGGGAGGGAGCCGUUCGUGCGCAUGCAGCUCUGGCUGAAUGACCCUCAGAACAUCGACAAGCUCCGGGACAUGAAAAAGCUGGAGAAGAAAGCGUACCUGAAACGCCGUUACGGGCUGAUCAGUGCUGGCUCGGACAGCGAGUCCCCCAACCCUCGUUCCGAGUGCCCCAGUCCCAGCCUCCAGCUGCAAGACCUCAGCCUCCUGCAGAUCAAGAAGCCAAGGGUGGUCUUGGCUCCAGAGGAGAAGGAGACCCUGAAGAGGGCCUACCAGCUGGAACCAUACCCCUCCCAGCAGACGAUCGAGCUGCUCUCCUUCCAGCUCAACCUCAAGACCAACACGGUCAUUAACUGGUUCCACAAUUACAGGUCUCGGAUGCGCCGAGAGAUGCUGAUGGAAGGAAGCCAGGACGACACAGAUGCAGAACAGAGCGCUGGCCCUUUGCUCAAGGGGGCCCAGCCCCAGAGCCCCGACUCGGAAGGGGAGGAUGAGAAACCCACCUUCAGAAACGUCGAGUGCCAAGGAGAACGCAAAGCGCUGGUGGAAAUCAAGGAAGAGCAGCUGGAGGCGGGCGACAAAGACGACGCGGGCAGCAGUAGGGACUCCUGCAGUCCUGAAGGCGAGGUAGAGCCCGUAUCUGGAUCCAGCCCCAGGGGAGACCCCGGUUGUGUGAGCCCACAUGAAGCUCCCAGCCUCACCUGGGCCAGCACCCUACGGAGCAAGACACACCCGCCUGGGGCCCACAACUGUUCCAGUUUCCAUAACCCCGCGGAGACCGACUGCCGCGAGAGGUCGCCUUCGGACCCCGUUAGCUUUAAAUCCGCCUCCGAGUCCUCCCGUUGCAGCCUGGAAGUUUCUCUAACCUCGCCAUCCGCCGCUUCCUCGCCGGGAGUCCUGAUGUCCGUCUCUCCCGUCCCAUCCUCCUCAGCUCCCAUCUCCCCCUUGCCAGUGAACAACGCGGCCACCAAAGGGCAGAGCGCCAGCCCGGCCGCCGAUACGAGCGCCGUGCCACCCAGCGCAAAACUGACUACGAACAUCCAGCGCCGGAACGAGAAAAUGGCUAACCUCAACAGCAUAAUUCAUCGGCUGGAAAGAGCUGCCAACCGCGAGGAGACUUUGGAGUGGGAAUUUUGAAGGGCUAAAUGGAAAGAAGGAAAUAAUCGGAACCGAAUACCUAAAUGACGUUGUCCGAGUUGUAAACUACGCGGAACACGUGGACAGAGCAGGGAGUCCUAGCAGAGUGUAUAGAGAAAAAAACCCAGAUCUAUAAAUAUAUAUGUGUAUAUAUGUAUGUGUGUGUGUGUAUAUAUAUU
Thamnophis sirtalis is the source of this 3704-nucleotide messenger RNA. NCBI's taxonomy places the organism in Eukaryota, Metazoa, Chordata, Lepidosauria, Squamata, Natricidae. The record is from RefSeq and is a predicted model, not a curated record.